Molecule: messenger RNA, 1781 nt
Organism: Paramecium sonneborni
Lineage: Eukaryota; Ciliophora; Oligohymenophorea; Peniculida; Parameciidae
Source: the annotation of a GenBank genome assembly
AUGAGUGUAUCGUUAUAAACAAUGCUGGAGUAGUUAAAGAAUGCCUAAAGAAUAGAUUUAUCAGAAAUGUAUAUAGGGGAUGAUGGAGCAAGAUUGUUAUCGAAUUAUGUAAAAAACAAUAAGAAUUUGAAAUGUUUGGUAUUGAGAGGUAAUAAUAUUAAAGCUUAAGGGUAUAAAUGAAAAUUAAUAAUUAGAUUUUUGGAAAUAGUAACAGCAUUAAGAGGAUGUCCAUUAUUAAAGAUUUUAUCUUUGGAAUGGAAUUAGAUAGGAUCUGAUGGAGUAGGAAUAGAGACAUUAGCAGGAUUCUUAGUUUCAAAUAAGUCACUUUAGCAUAUUGGUUUAUCUAACAAUAAGUUAACAGGAGAUCAAAUAGAACCUUUAGCAAAUGCUUUGAGAUAGAAUACAACUUUAUUAUCUUUAGAUUUGAGGUGGAAUGCACUUGGUAAGAAAGGUGGAGAAUACUUAUUAUCUGCUGUAGGAGAUAACAAAGCAAUUCUCUAUUUAGAUUUAAAUGGAACAGAGAUAAUUUAAUAGGAUUAAGAAGCUAUAGAGGAUAUUUUAGAAUAACAUAGAGCUAGUAAUCCAAUAUAAAAGGAUAGAAUUUUAUCAAUUGAUGAAGAUAUAGUAGAAGAGGAAGAACCAAUGAUUAGUGGAUUGGCAGGAGCAUCAGUUGUUUAACAUUUGGAAUAAAUGUUAGAGUAAGAGAGAAUACAUACUAUGCACAUUAAAUAAAGAAUGGAAAGAGAAUUAGAUGAAUUAAUGAGGAGAGACAAGGCAGACACAAGAUUAUUAGAAGAAUUAGAUGCUAAAACUAGAUAAUUAGAAGCUGACAAUAGAGCCAGUUUAUAUUCCAUCGAGAAAUUGAGAGAUGAAUAUUAACUAAUGGAAAGAUAAUAAGAAGAUGUAACAAGAUCAAUGGAAGAGAAAAUUAGAUAGAAUGAAUUCAUUUUAAAUGAAUUAGAAAAAAAACAUAGAACUAAUUUAGAUAGAGCUUUGAAUGAAAAUAAUUUUAGAGCAAGAGAUUUAGUUAGGGAUUGGGAGAAUAGAUGUAGAGCAGUAGAAGAAAGAUCUAGAUAACUUGAAUAAGAAAAUAGGAUAUUGGAAGAAGAAUUAAGAUCUUUAUAAGAAAGAUAAAUUUAAUUAUAAUUAACUUAUGAUCAAGAAUUAAGAGAUCUUGGAAGAAGGAUUUAAGAAGAGGAAUACUAAAAAUAUCAUAUUGUUUCUACUACUUUGGAUGCCAAGAUAAGAGCUAUGGAAGAGGCUAGAGAUUUUAUUAUAAAAAGAAAUGCUGAUGCUGCAAGAGAGUAUGAUGAUAGAAUCUUAAAUGGAAAAUAAGAAGUCUAAGUAUUAUAUGAUGAAUUGGACAGACUCAAAAAUUAAAAUAAAGAUUUUAUUAGAUAAAACUAAGAGUUGAGAUAGAAAUGCGAUUCACUCAAAUAACAAGCUAAAGUUAAGGAGUCAGCUGUAGAAAAAUAUGAAAGUGAAAUUAACACUUUGAAUGCAUAAAUUGAAUAAAAAAGAAAAAUGCAAUCUGAUUCUUUAAAUUAGUUACUUAAUGAAUAGAAAAUAGAUCGUCAAGCUUGGGAAGUAAUUUUUGCAUUUUAUUAUAGAAUGAAAGAAUUCAAUAAACUGAAAGAAUUCAUAGCUUAGAAAAAGCAUUAAGAGAAUCUCAUGCAGAAAACACAAGAUUAAGAUAAGAAUAUUAAAGGCUAGGAGAGUUACUUUAAUUCAAUGUUUCUAAUGCUUUACAUCAAGCAUUUCAAGAUAAUGGAUAUUUUUGA